This is a messenger RNA of Aedes albopictus (Asian tiger mosquito), 3129 nucleotides long. RefSeq lists its product as uncharacterized. Gene Ontology annotation, biological process: DNA integration. NCBI's taxonomy places the organism in Eukaryota, Metazoa, Arthropoda, Insecta, Diptera, Culicidae. The record is from RefSeq and is a predicted model, not a curated record. Bases 1 to 3123 code for a protein of 1040 amino acids. The transcript is spliced from 3 exons. Gene Ontology annotation, molecular function: nucleic acid binding.
AUGAAAGAUCAGAUUGAAGUUGUUGCCAAUUUCUCUGCAGAAUUGUUCGUCUCGGACGAUAGACCGGUAUCUGUGGAAAAGUUUUAUGUCGUUGAUGAAGUGAGAGCGCUCUUGGGCUUCAACACAGCUAUAAGAUACUCCGUCCUCGAUAUUGGUCUGAACGUGCCAGUACACCGGAACCAAAGGCAGACAUUUCAGUCUGAGGGGUAUUGCGCUCAAGCUGUAUCGAUUGCAGAAGAUUUUCCAAAAUUUAAUAUUCCUCCGGUGACAUUGAGGUACAACACUGCUAUGCCUCCGGCAAGGAAUGUAUACACGCACAUUCCAUCGGCAUUCAAAGAGCUCACAAAGCAGAAGCUUAAAUACCUUCUAACGAACGGUAUUAUCGAGGAAGUCACCAUGGAUAUGGAUCGUUCGUUCUGCUCCUCGCUUUUGGUGGUACCAAAAGGGAAGGACGACAUUCGGAUUGUCAUUGACUUACGAGGACCCAAUAGAUGCAUUUAUCGAACGCCUUUUAAAAUGCCUACGUUAGAGUCUAUACUGAUGGAGCUCCAUGGUGCGAAGUGGUUUUCCACCAUAGAUUUACAGAACGCAUUUUUCCAUAUCGAAUUGGACGAAGGAUCCCGCCAUUUAACAAAUUUUUUCGCGGGAGAUGGACUUUAUCGUUACCGCAGGCUACCGUUUGGAUUGACGAACGCCCCAGAUAUAUUUCAAGAAGUGUUGCAAACGGUGGUACUGGCUGGAUGCGAGGGACAGGUGAAUUAUUUGGACGACAUAAUGGUUUUUGGCAAUACGAAAAAAGAACAUGAUGAAAAUUUAGCUCAAGUAAUGAAGUGCUUAGCGAACCACAACGUCAAAAUAAAUGAGUCAAAGUGCGCCUUUGGGAAGCAAACUGUUGAUUUUCUUGGGUUCGUCGUAUCUGACCAAGGCUGGAAGAUUGAAGAUGAAAAAAUCGCAGCCCUAAAGAACUUUAGACAUCCGGAAUCGAUAGCUGAGGUGAAAAGCUUUCUGGGAUUGGUGAAUUUUGUGGAAAAAUUUAUUCCGAACAGAGCGGACAAAACCAUUAGACUCCGCGCAUUGGCAAAGGCUGACAGAUAUUACUGGAAUCAAGAGUUGAACGAUGAGUUCGAGUUCUUGAAGCAUUCUGCGUGGAAAACUAUUACAACUCUCGGAUAUUUCAAUAGAGAAGACCGCACGGAAUUAUUUGUGGAUGCAUCUCCAUACGGCCUGGGCGCAGUGCUGGUCCAAUUCGACAGUGACUCCAAACCAAGAGUGAUUACCUGUGCAUCUAAAGCCCUAUCUGCUACAGAACAAAAAUACCCACAGACGCAAAAAGAGGCUUUGGCCAUGGUCUGGGCAGUUGAAAGGUUUUCAACGUAUCUCAUGAGUAUAUCUUUUACGAUAAGAACGGAUGCUGAAUCCAACGAGUUUAUCUUUGGAGGCCUACAUCGGAUUGGAAAACGGGCGGUUACAAGGGCAGAAUCAUGGGCAUUACGUCUGCAGCCAUAUAACUUCAGCGUCAAGAGGAUCCCGGGAGAACUAAAUGUAGCAGAUGCUUUGUCUAGGCUGGUCAAACAGACUCAGCCUGAAGGUUCAUUUGAUGAGGAGGCAGAUGACAACCAUUUACUCUACUUUAUUGAUGCCGGUGCUAUGGAAAUCUCGUGGGAUGAGAUUGAGGAACAAUCGGAGAGAGAUUCUGAAUUGAAAAAUGUGAGAACAUCAAUUGAGACUGGCUGCUGGGAAGCUGGCUUGCGCAGAUACGAAUCCCAAUCGAAAGAAUUGAGUAUUUGUGGGAGCUCAGUCUUCAAAAACGACAAGAUUGUCCUGCCAAAUUCGUUGAGGCAAAAGGCUAUUCAAUCGGCUCAUCAGGGUCAUUUGGGAAUCGGUUCUACCAAAAGAAUCCUUCGAGAACAUUUCUGGUGGCCAGGAAUGACGUCGGAAGUGGAAUUCUUCAUCAAGCACUGUGAGACAUGCCUUCUACUGUCGAGAAAGAAUCCACCCAUUCCUUUAACCAACCGAGAGCUCCCUCGGGGUCCCUGGGAGAUAUUGCAAAUCGAUUUCUUCACUGACAAGGAAUUUGGGUUUGGCGAGUUCCUGGUUAUUGUAGACACGUACUCGCGUUACUUGAGUGUCAUAGAGAUGAAGAAAAUAGAUGCGGAUACGACUAUUAAAGCCCUGAAUGAGGUUUUUGCUGAAUGGGGGUACCCAUUAGUAAUGCAAAGCGACAAUGGCCCUCCAUUCCAAAGCGACAAGUUUGUGCGGACUUGGGAAAACAAGGGGAUAAAAAUUCGUAAGUCCCUACCCCUGAGCCCACAAUCAAACGGAGCCGUCGAAAGGCAGAACGAAGGAAUAAAGAGAGCUCUAGCAGCAUCUAAGUUGGAUGGCAUCAACUGGAAAUUGGCGUUAAACAAAUAUGUUCACGUCCACAAUAAGGUUCGCCCACUCACUCGACUGGGUGUUACUCCGUUUGAGUUGCUAGUGGGUUGGAAAUUCAGGGGAACCUUCCCGGGAUUGUGGAAAACAGACUUCGCCGAUGAACUGGAUCGAGAAGAUAUCAAAGAAAAGGACGCAUUUUCCAAGCUUCAGAGCAAGAAAAACGCUGAUCUCAAAAGGAAAGCCAGAGAUUCCGAUCUAACUGUUGGCGACAAAGUAGUUUUGUCACAGAUCAAGCGAAAUAAGUCGGACCCAAGCUUCAACCCCGAAAAAUUUACAAUAGUGGCCAGAGAAGGGGCUAAAAUAGUUGUCCAGAGCAAUAGAGGAGUUAUAUACACGAGGAAUGUAGGUGACGCGAAGAAAGUAUUAGCAGACCCAAUUGAACAAGAUCAAGAGACGCUUGGGAGUUCGCAAAACUCCAAUGUUAUCGAUGAUGACAGUCUACAGCCUAGAAGAGACGAAACUGCUCCGAGCAACACAAGAACGAUGUUUGAGGGAUACGAGCAAUUACCCGAUUUUGAUCCAGCUCAGGAUGACAUAGCAGAUACCAGCCGAAAAUCUGAAACAGUUCUACCGUACAAAGCCAACGAUGAGGAAAAAGAUCACGAAACAUCCGCACCAUUGCGUCCGCGACGAGAUAGACGUAUGCCAAACAGGUUGAAAGAUAUGAUUUUGUACAACAUAUACGACUAGGUGCAC